This is a messenger RNA of Rhodamnia argentea, 1128 nucleotides long. RefSeq names its product B-box zinc finger protein 24. NCBI's taxonomy places the organism in Eukaryota, Viridiplantae, Streptophyta, Magnoliopsida, Myrtales, Myrtaceae. Gene Ontology annotation, biological process: regulation of DNA-templated transcription; photomorphogenesis. Bases 164 to 880 code for a protein of 238 amino acids. The record is from RefSeq and is a predicted model, not a curated record. The transcript is spliced from 3 exons. Gene Ontology annotation, molecular function: zinc ion binding. Gene Ontology annotation, cellular component: nucleus.
UUCUCUUUCUCUUGUUGUCUUAGUUUUGGAAACUGCUUCUCAACUUGUCUGUGCUCCUCUCGGCUUGGCCUGAAAUGGGCAUUUGUCAAAACUAAAUACUGCUGCUUGCUUCAGACACAUCACGUGUUGAGGUUGACAGUUGAAGAAGGAGGAGGAGGAGGAGAUGAAGAUACAGUGUGAUGUGUGCGAGAGAGCACCGGCGGCGGUGAUAUGCUGCGCAGACGAAGCCGCGCUGUGCGAGAGAUGCGACGUGGAGAUUCACGCGGCAAACAAGCUCGCGAGCAAGCACCAGAGGCUUCUCCUCAACUGCAUCUCCAACAGCCUCCCUCCUUGUGACAUUUGCCGGGAGAAGGCGGCGUUCAUCUUCUGUGUCGAAGACAGAGCCCUCUUCUGUCAGGACUGUGACGAACCGAUCCAUUCGGCGGGGAGCCUAUCUGCGAACCACCAGAGGUUCCUAGCCACUGGCAUUAGGGUGGCUCUAAGAUCUAGAUGUGCCAAGGAUGCCGACAAAACCUGCUCGGAGCCACCGAACCCAAGCUCUCAACCAGUUAAAACACCCCACCAACAGGCUUCUGUCUCGACUUCGCCGUGGGGGGUCGAUGACCUGUUGCAGUUAACGGAUUUCGAAUCCUCUGACAAGAAAGAGCAGCUCGAGUUUGGAGAGUUAGAGUGGCUAGCAGACAUGGGGCUUUUCGGCGAUCACCUCCCUCAAGAGGCGGCUGAAGUUCCUCAGCUGCCGAUGCCACAGACAGGCAACUUCACUUCCUCCAAGACUGCCAAAUUCAAUGUCUCACACAAGAAGCCAAGGAUUGAAAUCCCGGACGAGGAGGAGGAGGAGCACUUCACCGUCCCCGAUCUUGGACGAGAAUGGAGGAGUUAGUUCUAGAGGGUAGCGGUUGAUAGGCUUGUUAAUAGUCUGGUGUGUUAGUAUAUAAUGUGCUCACGUAAUGCAUAUACAUCUUAAAGUUGCUCGUUGAACUGCUUUAAAAGUCGUCUUCAGCAUCAUGGCUUAGAAGAAAUAGUUAAGGUGUUUCUUCUACUGGAUUUCCUUUCUUUUUCUUUGUUAGAAUUAUGCCUAAAAUUUGCGGCUCGGUAUUAAAAGUAUCCGCUUAUGCGUUACUCUGCGAA